UGCAACCUGUCCUGGGAGAUUUCCCUGCUCAGCGAGAGGGGAGGAGAGAAGGGGCAGCAGCCGCUGAGCCAACCCCUGCAGGCUGCUGGGAGCACUGGGGUCAGCAGAGAGGAUGGGAUGUUUCGGAAGCCACAGUCGUCAUUUGCGGAGCUGGAGAAGAGAUUCAGCGAUUUCUCUCUGAAAAGUGCCAUGCUCCAGGAGGUGCUGCUGGGAUUCAAAGAGAUGCUGCGACGGGAGCUGGGGAGCAAUACUGCACAUUCCUAGCCGUCCCAAUGAUGAUUCAUUUCUGGGAAACAUCCUCAGCAGAAUUAUUUGAAGGUGUUGCACCGGAGAGUAAAGGCACAGAGGCAGUGGCUUGUGGGAACGAGGACGGCAGAGUAACGCCCACCUUUGGCUCCAGAUUGUCCCAGCCUCCCACGGGGCAGGGAAGGGAACUGACUGUAGGGGAGCCAGUCCAGGGGCCGGUGACCUUCGAGGAGGUGGCUGUGUAUUUCAUCAGGGAAGAGUGGGCUCUGCUGGACCCCGCUCAGAGAGCCUUCUACAGGGAUGUAAUGCAGGAGAACUAUGAGACGGUGGUCUUGCUGGUAGGGUUUCCAGUUUCCAAACCUGAUGUGAUCUCGCAGCUGGAACGAGGAGAAGAGCCGUGGGUCCCGGACCUCCAGGCCUCUGAGAAAGAAGUGCUCCUGAGAGCUGCCUUCACAGGUGAUGGAAUGGUGAGUGAGAAUGAGGAGGAGAAACCCCAGCAGGAACAUGCUGCGCAAGUAGAACCACAUGGAACGUUAUCAGGAAGAUCCAAUGGAGGGAAUUUUUCCGGGAGUUGUGCACUCCGAGAAAAAGCAAAAGCCUGUGAGACUCAUCAGAGGCCAGAGGAAAACUUCAGUAGCCACUCAGACCUUAUAACCUGCGACAGAAUAAACUUGGAAGGGAGACGCUACACAUGCCACGAGUGGGAGAAGCCCUACACAUGCUCUGUGUGUGGGAAAAGCUUCAUUGAUAAUUCAAGCCUCAACUCACAUCAGCGAAUCCGCACAGGAGAGACUCCCUACAUGUGCUAUGAGUGUGGGAAAAGCUUUAAUCAGAGCUCUGCCCUGAGUAGACAUCGGAGAAUCCACAUGGGUGAGAAACCUUAUGGAUGCUCCGAGUGCGGGAAAAGCUUUUGUCAGCGUUCUGACCUUAUCACACAUCAGAGAACCCACACAGGAGAGAAGCCCUACAUGUGCUCCGAGUGCGGGAAAAGCUUCAAGGAUCGCUCAAACCUUGUCACACAUGAGAGAAUCCACACAGGAGAGACGUCCUACAUGUGCUCUGUGUGUGGGAAAAGCUUUAGUCAGCACUCACACCUUAUCUCACAUUAUAGAACCCACACAGGAGAGAAGCCCUACAUGUGCUAGAGAUACCAGAACACUCCAAUUCUUGCACAUUCCACACAGAUAACAAGGACAGGGGCAAAAGGGUUGUUCGAACCGACAUGUACAAGGUGAGAGGCGGCACCUUACUGCAUAGAAGGGUUGUACCUCACUACGUAGGGGGGCUGCAGCUCAAUAUGUCAGGAAUGAUGUGUAUAAGAAUGCACCCCUGGGGCGGUGUCUUUUUCUGGCCUAGAGGGCAGUGGAGAGUCCCACUGCUGACUGAGCUGGUCCAUUGUCAGGGGGCACAUAUUCGUAGUAUGUCCUGUAGAGUCUGUGGGGAACUAGUACUGUGCUUCGUUUGA
Gopherus flavomarginatus (Mexican gopher tortoise) is the source of this 1711-nucleotide messenger RNA. RefSeq names its product zinc finger protein 34-like. Bases 273 to 1391 code for a protein of 372 amino acids. Gene Ontology annotation, molecular function: DNA-binding transcription repressor activity, RNA polymerase II-specific. The record is from RefSeq and is a predicted model, not a curated record. Gene Ontology annotation, biological process: negative regulation of transcription by RNA polymerase II. The transcript is spliced from 10 exons. Lineage: Eukaryota; Metazoa; Chordata; Testudines; Testudinidae.